AAAUUAUUUAGUGUUCUUCAAAUAAACCGAAUAUUACUUACAAAUUUGACGGCGAAAAAUAUUCGGCUCUAUUCAUACGCGAAGGUGUUAUCUUCCAAGAAACUGGAUGGUACGGUUGCAUCGAAAGUGAUAAAUUAAUUGCCGAGAGCUGGGGCGGACUUGAAUGGAUCGGCCUAACGCCCGAUCACUUUAACAAAUCCGAUGUUGCAUGGACCUAUGUUUACAUAAAAUCAGAAAAGUCUAUUUUUGUUGAAGAAUCUUGGUAUGAAUAUAUUUUGCAAGAAAAUGUUGGGAAUGACGUAUUUUUUUCGUGUCGAUCAACCUCGCCAAAUACGGAGGCUAAAUUCAUGAUGACAACGAAAAGGAAUUUGAAUAUUAUACAUGAUUCUGAAAGAGGAUUUACGCUGAAAAAUAUUACAUUGGCUGAUUCUGGAAAAUACUUUUGUUACGCUGAUGGUGAUUUUGAGAAUAAAAUGGUUCAAUAUCAAUUAAAAGUUACAGAUAAUUCAACUUUCUACAACCCAGUAAUAAUUAACAAUUCACCUAAGUCUCUAAUUCCUGGUAGAACGUUAAGAUUAAGAUGUUCUGUUAUUGUUCCUCACGGCCACUUGUAUUUACUUGACUGGAAAAUUCCUAAUCAGAAUGCUAGUAUAGCUUACAGAUACUCUAAAGCAUGGAAUGACCAGGAUUCUUAUAAACUCACCGAAGAUUUAAUUGUCUCAGGAGUAAGUAGUAAAGAUGAAGGAGUCUAUGAGUGUAAAUAUAUCGCUCCACAAUUGAAGAAACGCGUUUCAUCUAAAAUAAAUAUAACGCUCGAUAAUGGCAUUAUUGCGCUGGAUGAUGCUGUAGAGGGAUUUGAAAAGAUGAAGCAUAAAUUCUCGAGUAUUAAACUUCAAAUGAAAUCGCUGUUCAAUGAUUAUCUUUUACAUCAAUCGAGGGUUGAGAAGAUGAUGGACAGAACUUUAGCAGAGUUCAAUCAACUUGAUGCCAGUCUCAAGUUACUUAAAAAUGAUGUUCGUUUUAUUCAGUCACGUUUUAGUAACUUUCGAGAGCUAGACAACGCAGAAAACAAAACUAUUCAUUUUUAAAAGUGUUUAAUUAAUAUUAAUGAA
Messenger RNA from Cotesia glomerata, 1112 nucleotides. RefSeq lists its product as uncharacterized. Lineage: Eukaryota; Metazoa; Arthropoda; Insecta; Hymenoptera; Braconidae. The coding region runs from base 348 to 1088 and encodes 246 amino acids. The transcript is spliced from 6 exons. The record is from RefSeq and is a predicted model, not a curated record.